Molecule: messenger RNA, 660 nt
Organism: Seminavis robusta
Lineage: Eukaryota; Bacillariophyta; Bacillariophyceae; Naviculales; Naviculaceae
Source: the annotation of a GenBank genome assembly
AUGGACGCGAAGUUUUUCGAAUGCAUUGUUUGUUUUGAAGCUUGUCGCGAUUGCAUCAACUGCCUCAAAUGCAACCCGAUUCUUUGCAAGAGUCAUGUUGCGGAGCUUCAUCGUGAUCAAUGCCCGAGUUGUCGAGACGAACCGUUCCAUUACCAAGAAAAUGUUGCCUUGCAACGGAUCAUUUGCCAAAUGAACGCAGCGGCCCGUGUUGCAGCACCGACCGGAGAACCCAGGGAGAAUGUAGCAGCGAGAGUAGAACCAGAGGAGAGCGCGGAAGAACCAGAGGAGGAACCAGAUGCAGAGGAUAGCGCGGAAGAAGCUGCUACCGUCGAACCCGUUGAAACCGCAGAAGAAACCGAAGCAGAGGACAACGACAACAAUGACGACAACGACUCAAUCAGCCGAUAUGGAUCUAAAGUACCACGCCCCCAUCCUUAUGAAGACCAGUACAGGAAGCUUCCAAAUGACGCACACAAGGAAGCCAUGUUGGCCCAUGUGCAUGGCUGUCAGGAUUCCAAAUGUCACACUCUUUGGAGGGGGCCCUGGGGGAGUUUUAUAGGCGGCCGAAAAGGGAAAACACACUUCCACCUCACAAACUGUCCAGCAGGAAAGCGGCUUAAUGAAUUGAUUGGUUGGGACUAUGACGACCCGCAUUGCUAA